UUUAGAACAGUGAUUCACUACAAUCAGAACAACAAUGUCUUGUUCAAUGUUUAUGAGGUAUGUUCCUGUUUCUCUUUUCAUUCCUAAGUUCAGUCCUUUCCAAUUUCCAAACCCUACUUUUCUUCAUUCUUUUAUCUACUCAUCCUCAACUCAAUUUGAUGAUAUAGAUGCCAUUUCUUUGUUCAAUCACUUACUCCAUAAGAAUCCAACCCCACCCACCAUUGAAUUUGGAAGGAUUUUAGGUUCCAUUGUCAAGGCUAAGCAUUUCCACACUGCUAUUUCACUUACUCAACAAAUGGAAUUUAGGAAUAUUAAACCUGACUUUGUAACUUCCAACCUCUUGAUCAAUUGUUUCUGUCAAUUGGGUCAUAUCAAUUUUGCUUUUUCUGUAUUGACCCGGAUUCUCAAGAGGGGUUUUAACCCGAAUGCCAUAACUUUGAAUACACUCAUCAAGGGUCUUUGCCUCAAAGGUGAGAUCCAUAAAGCAUUGAACUUUCAUGACAACGUGGUAGCACAGGGAUUUCAGUUGAAUCAAGUUAGUUACGGGACCUUAAUCAAUGGGUUAUGUAAAGUAGGAGAAACAAGUGCAGCCUUGCAGUUGUUGAGACGAGUUGAUGGGAAACUGGUUCGACCUAAUGUGGUAAUGUACAAUGCAAUUAUUGACAGUAUGUGCAAAGAUAAACUUGUUGAUGAUGCUUUUGAUUUAUAUUCUGAAAUGGUCGCUAAGAGAAUUUAUCCUAAUGUUGUCACCUAUAGUACUUUAAUUAGUGGCAUUUGCAUUGUCGGUAAAUUGAAAGAAGCAAUUGAUUUGUUUAAUAAAAUGAUAUUGGAAAACAUCAACCCUAAUGUGUUUACCUUCAAUAUAUUGGUUGAUGCAUUUUGUAAGGAAGGAAAAGUGAAAGAAGCUAACAAUGUGUUUGCUAUGAUGAUGAGAAAAGGUGUUAAACCUGAUGUUAUUACUUAUAGCUCGUUAAUGGAUGGAUAUUGCUUAGUUAAAGAAAUGAACAAGGCCAACCGUACAUUCAACACCAUGGCACAAUGUGGAGUGACUCCAAAUGUUCACAGCUAUAGUAUUAUGAUUAAUGGAUUUUGUAAAGUUAAAAUGGUGGAUGAAGCCUUAAAUCUCUUCAAAGAAAUGCGUUGUAGAAACAUUAUUCCUAAUGUAGUAACUUACAAUUCCCUUAUUGAUGGUUUGGGCAAAUCAGGGAGAAUCUCACAUGCUUUGAAGCUUGUCGAUGAGAUGCAUGAUAGAGGUCAACCACCUGAUAUAGUUACCUACAAUUCUAUAUUUGAUGCUUUAUGCAAAAACCAUCAUGUUGAAAAGGCAAUUGCAUUAUUAACAAAAGUUAAGGACGAGGGCAUUCAACCAAAUAUGAACACAUAUACUAUUCUUAUUCACGGAUUGUGUAAAGUUGGAAGAGUAGAGGACGCGAGAAAUGUUUUUGAAGAUCUUUCAGUCAAAGGCUACAAUCUACAUGUUUAUACAUAUACUGUUAUGGUCCAAGGGUUUUGCGACAAGGGCUUGUUUGAUGAAGCGUUGGCCUUGCUAUCAAAAAUGAAAGACAAUAGUUGCAUUCCAGACGCUGUAACUUAUGAAAUAAUUAUCCAUUCUCUGUUUCGUAAAGGUGAAAAUGAUAAAGCAGAGAAAUUUCUACGUGAAAUGAUCGCAAGAGGUCUACUGUAAGAUUGAAACUAGGUCAUGAAUUUUUUACAGGGAACACAGCUUAUUGAUUAGCUCUUGAAUACUUGUAGGAAGCAUGAGUCUAGGAACACAGCUUAUUGAUUAGAUCUGGCUACAACAACUUUGAUAUCUUUUAUAUCAGGAAUUAGUAAUGUUGUAAAAGAGAAACUUUUGGCUACUCUGGAAAGUGAAUUGGAACUGGGGGUUUAAGUGAAACUUCGACUUUGUGUUUUCGACCUUUUGCAUGGUAACUGACUAACUGUAUUGAUCACUUGUCCUUUAUAUGAAUUAGUUUACUGACCCAAAGUUAUAUGGUGUUUUGGUUAACUGUGUGAAUUAAAAUCUUUGCAUUGUAUGUAGUUGUAAUAUCCCAUAAAUUUAGUAAAUGAGAAAUACUCAUGUAUUAGUAUAACCUUAUAUUAGGAUAGGAAUUUAACCAAGGAUAGAUUAGUAAACCCAUAAAAUUAGUAAGGGCAAAGUAAAAAUUUCUAGAAGUGUUAACUUAUUACCAAUUAAGUAACCUAAAUUGAGUUGUAAUGCACUAGUGGCAUAGAGGAAUUAGCUAGAAGCUUAAGAGUGAGAUGUAUUUAGUGAGAUAAGUGUAUAUAAAAAAUUAUUGUAUGAGUUUUGGAGAAGAAUAUAUAUAAAUAAAUAAAUAAACUAUAAAAUCUAAGGAUAAAACAAAGCUUUCUCUCUAGAAACAUACACACGUAAGUCUUCUUCUCUCCCUUUGCUAUGGCAUCGCCGAACAAAGAACAACACACAAUCUUAGGGCCAAAAUUUUUCACUGUGAUUCUCAUUUCUCAUAAGUAGUAGAAAAUUCUUAGAUUUGAAAAGUAAGGAUCAAUGUUUACAAGAAUUGCUCAAGUCUUUUCAGUAGUAGAAUGAUAGGAUUAUUUGGUCUUCCACCGCGUUGUAAUAAAAUAUGAAGAACAUGGGAUUAUGUGUGAAGUGGUAAUGUAGAUUCUAGGUUGAUGAGAUAGUUUUUAUGUAUACUUUGUUGAUAGUUAACCAACACUUAGACGUGGCUCUGAUUCCCUAAUCGUUUAGGGAUACGUAGGACCAGGGAUCCUCCCUCUCGAGCUAUAAUUUUAGUAACUCUACAUUUUAAAUAAGUGUAUUUGUUAUAGUGUAUAGGUUAUAUAGCUAGUGUAUUAGGCUUGCACGGGCUGAAUAUAUGAUGAGUUAGUGUUAGCCUGUGCGCCGGUCAUGAUCUGAGAUUGGGUCGUGACAGUAGUUUUUAUAAACUAAUUAUUCUGGUUUUUAUCGGUGCAAUUGAAUUUACAGCUAGAUAAUGUCUGAACUUAAAAUCGAAUCUAUUUGGACUGGAAUUCGGUAUAUGUUACAAAACGUUCGUAAUGUUUGUUGAAUUUGAGUCUCUAACCUUCUUUUUUCUUUGUAAUACCUGUACUUCUGCAUAAUAAUAAUAAUUAUAAUCUUACAAAACUUAACUGUUUUAGAAUGAUAAACUUAAGAUUUAAUUGCCAAGACUUGAAUUGUACACAACAGGUACAAGCUUGGCGCUUAAGUGAUGCAAGCUGAUAAUUACUUAAAUUGUUCUUGUGGCUACAUUAAAUUAUUGUGUAAUGUGUAUUUUAGAACCUUAAAGAGAAGUAUUGAAAACUUUCAAAGUGUUUGGUUACUAGGAACAAGGCUUAGAGUUUAGAACUUGAAUGAUUUGUAGAAAGCAAGCAUGAUUCUGUUUUCUAUAUAAUUACUGAUUUUUCAGUUUUGGAUGAGUAUUUAUCCUUAAUUUUGGUAUAUAUUAUUUAUGGAAGGCCAAAUGCAUUCAGAGGUCCUUUAAGUUUUACGUUUGUAACAGAUAUGUCCUUUAAAUUUUGUAGGUAACAAAUAGGUCCUUUAAGUUUCUAAUUUAUUGCACCGUUACCGUUCAAUUUAUUCUCCGUUACAAAACGCUGAAGUAACUUAGCGAGAUGGUAGUGAACACUACGUUUUGGCUUCCAAAUAACAAGAAGCAGUGUUUUAGUGCCAUCUUACUAAGUUAACGGUUAUGUCAGCGCUUUUGUAACGGGGGCUGGAAGUGUAACGAUGCAAUAAAUUAUAAACUUAAAAGGACCUAUUUGUUACCUAAAAAACUUAAAGGACCUAUUUGUUACUUAAUAAACUUAAAUGACCACCCACUUGGGGUGGUCUAGUGGUGUUGGCUUUGGACCUAUUCUCCUGAUGUUUUCACUUAUAGUACUUUAAUUAGUGGUUUUUGCAUUGUCGGUAAAUUGAAAGAAGCAAUUGAUUUGUUUAACAAAAUGGUUCUGGAAAACAUCAACCCGAAUAUGUAUACCUUUAAUAUACUGGUUGAUGCUUUUCUAAACGCUGCAAA
Messenger RNA from Trifolium pratense (red clover), 4019 nucleotides. RefSeq names its product putative pentatricopeptide repeat-containing protein At1g12700, mitochondrial. The transcript is spliced from 2 exons. The record is from RefSeq and is a predicted model, not a curated record. Lineage: Eukaryota; Viridiplantae; Streptophyta; Magnoliopsida; Fabales; Fabaceae. Gene Ontology annotation, molecular function: protein binding. The coding region runs from base 35 to 1684 and encodes 549 amino acids.